AUGCGUGUUGUGCCCAUUAUUCGUCGCCUUUCGAUCGCUCGUGCCUUUCGAUCGCAUGUGGUGCCUCGUGCUGCUGCUCCUUUUGUUUUGAAUUCCGUUCAAUUCACUCGUCCAUCUCUUCAAUUCACGUCCAUACGCUCAUUUGCGACCGAUGAUGACAACGAUUUAUUUCUUGAAGAUGAGGAAGAUGAUUCUUUUGUGCAGUACCCCCCUGUUGAUGCCCGUGUGCAGUGUCAAGCACCUCCAUUUACUGCCCGUGCGGUAGUGAAUGGAGAGAUUACGGACGUGUCAUUGGACAUGUAUCGUGGUCAGUACGUGGUACUGUUCUUUUACCCAAAGGACUUUACGUACGUGUGCCCCACUGAGAUCAUUGCGUUCAAUGACCGAGCAGAGGAAUUUAAAGCACUUAACACGCAGCUGAUUGCUGCGUCCUGUGACUCACCCGAGAGUCACUUGGCCUGGACACGUCUGCCUCGUAACAAGGGUGGAUUGGGGAAGAUGGACAUUCCCAUUGUUUCGGAUAUUACUAAAGUCAUUUCAGCCAAGUACGGCGUGCUGGUGGAGCAGGACGGCGUGGCUCUCCGUGGUCUAUUCAUUAUGGACAAGGAAGGAGUGCUGCAACAGAUUACGAUCAACAAUAUGCCAAUUGGCCGUAGUGUCGAUGAGACUCUGCGUCUCAUUAAGGCGCUGCAGUUUGUUGAGGAGCACGGAGAGGUAUGCCCUGCCAACUGGCAGCCCGGUGAAAAGACCAUCAAUGCCAACCCGACGGGGAGCCACGUGUACUUUUCAUCGGUCAAGGAAGUUGGUGAGGACGACGAUGGAGAAGACGAUGAUGUUGCUAUCUUGACGCUGGUGAAAACCAAAGCUCAGUUCCAGGAGCUGAUCAAGAGCGGUAAGCCUGUUGUGGCUGACUUCAUGGCUCCGUGGUGCGGCAAAUGUGCGCAGAUCGAGCCAACUGUGGUAAGCCUGGCCGAGGCUCACCCGGAGGUGACGUUUGCGAAAAUGGAUGUUUCAAUCCCCGAAGUGGAAAAGCUGAAGGAUGAGCUUGAGGUCGGUGCGUACCCGGAGUUCCGCUUCUUUAAAGAUGGCAAAGAGGUCCACGAGAAGAUCUCAGGCUACAAGAAGUCUUUGCUGAAAAAGGCUGUGCAGAAGCUGCUCUGA
Peronospora farinosa is the source of this 1161-nucleotide messenger RNA. NCBI's taxonomy places the organism in Eukaryota, Oomycota, Peronosporomycetes, Peronosporales, Peronosporaceae. The record is from the annotation of a GenBank genome assembly.